AUGUUUGCCCGUCGCUGUGCCCGUCUGGCUACCUCCCGGACUGCCGUCCCUCUGAGCAACUAUCUGGCUCGAGUACGGCCGUACUCGUCUGGUCCGAGCUAUGAGCACAUUCUCACUGAGACCCCGAAACCCGGAGUCGGCCUGAUUACCCUGAACCGCCCUAAGGCUCUGAACGCUCUGUGCAGCCCUCUGUUCAAGGAGCUCAACGAGGCACUGAGCAAGUACGACAAUGACAAGGAUAUCGGCGCGAUUAUCAUCACCGGAAGCGAGAAAGCCUUCGCCGCCGGAGCCGACAUCAAGGAAAUGGCCCCCCUUAGCUUCGCCGCUGCCUACAACGACAACUUCAUCGCCCCCUGGUCCCACCUCGCCAACUCAAUCCGCAAGCCCGUCAUCGCCGCCGUCUCCGGCUAUGCUCUCGGCGGUGGAUGCGAGCUCGCCCUGAUGUGCGAUAUUCUCUACUGUACCUCGAACGCAACCUUCGGCCAGCCCGAAAUCAAGCUGGGCACCAUCCCCGGCGCCGGUGGCUCGCAGCGCCUGACCCGGGCCAUUGGAAAGAGCAAGGCGAUGGAGCUUAUUCUGACUGGCAAGAACUUCAGUGGUAAGGAGGCUGGUGAGUGGGGUGUUGCGGCGCAAGUCGUCGACGGCGGCAAGGACGAGCUGCUUGCGACUGCUCUCAAGACGGCCGAGACUAUUGCUGGAUAUAGCCGUGUCGCUGUUGUUGCUGGUAAGGAGGUUGUCAACAAGAGCCAGGAGCUGUCGCUGCGUGAGGGUGUUGAGUAUGAGCGUCGCUUGUUCCAUGGCUUGUUCGGCAGCAAGGACCAGAAAAUUGGGAUGACGGCUUUUGCUGAGAAGAAGAAGCCUGAGUGGUCGAAUGAGUAG
Penicillium argentinense is the source of this 879-nucleotide messenger RNA. It is a transcript of the gene echA, whose product is annotated as enoyl-CoA hydratase echA. Gene Ontology annotation, cellular component: mitochondrion. Lineage: Eukaryota; Fungi; Ascomycota; Eurotiomycetes; Eurotiales; Aspergillaceae. The transcript is spliced from 4 exons. The record is from RefSeq and is a predicted model, not a curated record. Bases 1 to 879 code for a protein of 292 amino acids. Gene Ontology annotation, molecular function: enoyl-CoA hydratase activity. Gene Ontology annotation, biological process: fatty acid beta-oxidation.